Messenger RNA from Xenopus laevis (African clawed frog), 660 nucleotides. It is a transcript of the gene il26.L, whose product is annotated as interleukin-26-like. Gene Ontology annotation, cellular component: extracellular region. Bases 87 to 614 code for a protein of 175 amino acids. The record is from RefSeq and is a predicted model, not a curated record. Gene Ontology annotation, biological process: signal transduction. The transcript is spliced from 5 exons. NCBI's taxonomy places the organism in Eukaryota, Metazoa, Chordata, Amphibia, Anura, Pipidae. Gene Ontology annotation, molecular function: cytokine activity.
UCUCAUUUUAAGGGUUUCUGAACAGACCACUACUAACUGUGCAGUCUUGGUUCUGUAUCAAGGACAGGCAGAUCCAGUUGAGAAAGAUGAAAUUCUGUAAUAGCCUCUUGUCAGUGCUUUAUCUAGCCAGCUUAUUUAUAUUGACAUGUGAAACAAAGUUACUUCACCCCAAAAAAUGCCAAAGACCGCUACUGGAAAAAAAAACUGCAGAACUCUACAACGAAACAGCCUUGUUCAAAGGACUCUUUCCUAAAGACAAUAUCACAGGCAUUAAAUUUUUGACAGAAAAUUUGAAAGUGGAUUUUAUGGCUCAGAAAAACUGCGAUCUGAGGAGCAAUUUGCUGUCAUUCUACAUCAAUGAUUUUCUCAAAAAACCUCUGCUUCAGGAAAAGGCUUCGAAAUUCAAAAUUAUCCAAAACUUGAUAGUUAUCCAGGACUUACUUCUGCACUGUAAAAAAAGUCUCUGUGACAAAAAAAAAACUGAAAGUAAAAGUUUUACAGAGCUGAAAAACAAAACUCUCCAGAUUCAUGGAAAAAAAGUAUUUUGGAAAGCCAUAAGUGAAAUGGAUAUACUUGUCGAGUGGAUUCAGGAGUAUGUUGAAGAGUUGGAAUGAAAGGAGGACUGAUAGAUGUUUUUGCUAGUUUCAUCUCUGAAUUAAU